AUGCGCGUGGUAGUGAUCGGAGCGGGUGUCAUCGGGCUGUCCACCGCCCUCUGCAUCCACGAGCGCUACCGAUCAGUCCUGCCAUCCCUGGACAUGAGGGUCUACGCUGAUCGCUUCACCCCGCUCACCAACACCGACGUGGCGGCCGGCCUCUGUCAGCCCUACCUCUCGGACCCCAGAAACCCACAGGAGGCGCCGAGUGUUGGCCUAAAGAUAGAGCAGCUGGAGGAGGAGUUUGGGGACUGUUUAGAGAAGGGAGAGAAGUCUGGAGGAGCCCUGCAGGCCCAGGAAGUGGACUCCCCAGCAGCUGAGCGAUUCCAGCCCCUUCUCUAUGCCAGCAGCGUCCUGUCAAAAAAGGCUCCAGAUAUUGCCCAGUGUCCCCUACUGAGAAAAAUUUGUCCCCGGUUGAGGACCACCGGGUUAGACCCAACAUCCUCUUCGAAGUUUGUGGUGGUGGCGUGGAGCCUGGAGGCUGGCAGCGAUGAAGAUCGAAAGGUAAACCUCAGGCCCGGGAGUGCAAGGCAGGAGCUGGAGGCAGUCGAAGAUGUGAACCAGGCUAUCAUGAACCUUUUUUAUUUCACUGACUUCUGCGUCUCCCUUCAGCGGGCUCACACCCUCCGCUCUUCAGAAGCUUCCAGCCCAAAUUACUUAAGUGAGAGCUUUUUCAUGGUGAAAGGAGCGGCCCUCUUCUUACAACAGGGAAACAGCCCUCAAAGCCAGCGAAGUCUUCAGCAUCCCCACAAGCAUGCAGGUGACCUGCCCCAACAUCUUCAAAUAAUGAUCAACCUCCUGCGUUGUGAAGAUCGGAUCAAGCUGGCCGUGCGCUUGGAGAGCGCCUGGGCGGAGCGGGUCCGGUACAUGGUGGUGGUAGACAGCAGCGGGCGCCAGGACACGGAGGAGAGCAUCUUGCUGGGAGUCGACUUUUCCAGUAAGGAGAGUAAAAGCUGUACCAUCGGGAUGGUUCUCCGGCUGUGGAGCGACACGAAAAUCCACCUCGACGGAGAUGGCGGGUUCAGCGUCAGCACAGCGGGACGGAUGCACGUCUUCAAGCCUGUGUCUGUCCAGGCCAUGUGGUCUGCCCUGCAGGUCCUUCACAAGGCCUGCGAAGUGGCACGGAGACACAACUACUUCCCCGGCGGCGUGGCUCUCAUCUGGGCCACCUACUAUGAGAGCUGCAUCAGCUCCGAUCAGAGCUGCAUCAACGAGUGGAACGCCAUGCAGGACCUGGAGUCCACGCGGCCCGACUCCCCGGCCCUGUUUGUGGACAAGCCAACUGAAGGGGAGAGGACCGAGCGCCUCAUCAAAGCCAAGCUCCGGAGCAUCAUGAUGAGCCAGGAUCUGGAAAACGUGACCUCAAAAGAAAUCCGUAAUGAAUUAGAGACGCAGAUGAACUGUAACUUGAAAGAAUUCAAGGAAUUCAUAGACAACGAGAUGCUCCUUAUCUUGGGACAGAUGGACAAACCCUCCCUCAUCUUCGACCAUCUUUAUCUCGGCUCUGAAUGGAAUGCGUCCAAUCUGGAGGAGCUGCAGGGCUCAGGUGUUGACUACAUUUUAAAUGUCACUAGAGAAAUAGAUAAUUUUUUCCCUGGCUUAUUUGCAUAUCAUAACAUCCGAGUCUACGACGAGGAAACAACAGACCUUCUUGCCCACUGGAACGAGGCGUACCAUUUUAUAAACAAAGCAAACAAACAACGACACAACAAGCUGUGGCGCCAGCAGGGCGACACCUGCCUCCAGCCGCCCAUGGAGGACCCCACAGGGUCUGGGGACUUCUUGCCGGAGACCCUGGACGGCACCCCAGAGGCCCAGCUGCCCUGCCUGGAUGACGCUGCCCAGCCUGGGUUCCCAGACAGCAGGGCCCCAGGAGGAGCUGCCCUCCCCUGCUGCUUCCGGCGACUCUCAGACCCCCUCCUGCAUCCCCCCAGCGGCGAGACCCGCAGCGUGGUCCACCUGGAGGACCUGGAGAGGGACGCCCUCCUGGAGGAAGCAGCCGAGGCGACUGAGGCACACAGGCUGGCCGCACAUCCCCAGGAAGCUUCUGGACCCUGCGAGAAGGAGGUGAAGAAGAAGCUGGAGUUCGGGAGCCCCAAGGCCCGGAGUGGCUGGUCGCCCCAGGUGGAGGAGAUGGAAGGGGAGGAGGCCCCGGGAGCAGGGCGGUGGGGGCGGCCCCCGCCCCAGCUGGACCAAAGCCUGCUCGACCGGGAAAACCUGAACAACAACAACAGCAAGAGGAGCUGUCCGGAGGACUUCGAGCACGAUGCUAUAUUCGGGAUCCUUAACAAGGUGAAGCCUUCCUACAAAUCCUGUGCCGACUGCAUGUACCCUACAGCCAGCGGGGCUCCUGAGGCCUUCAGGGAGCGGGGCGAGAACCCCGGUGCCCCCGCCAUCUGUACCCAGCCGACCUUCCUGCCCCACCUCACAUCUUCCCCUGUGGCCUACACGUCCAGCAGGGCCCGAGCUUUAGAGAGACUGGCCUCUGGCCCAAGCGAAAGUCCCCCUUUCCUACCACCAGCAGGCUCGAGGAGGUCAGACGGUGGUGGCUCUGGGGCUGAAGCUGCCCCAGAGCUACCGGCUAGCCUUUCGGAACCUUCCAGAGAAACCCAAAGAGCCCUGCCAAAGUCCCUCCUUUUGAAGAACUCUCACUGUGAUAAGAACCCUCCAAGCAUGGAAGUGGCGAAGGAUGAAUCCCCACCCAAGAAAGAUCCGAAGCCAGCCAAGGACCUGCGGCUUCUGUUCAGUAAAGAAGCUGAGAAACCAACCACCAACAGCUACUUGAUGCAGCACCAGGAAUCCAUCAUUCAGCUGCAGAAGGCGGGCUUGGUCCGGAAGCACACCAAAGAACUGGAGAGGUUAAAGGGCACGCCCGCAGACCCGGCUUCUCCCUCCAGGGACGGCACGACCAGCAGGCUGGAGGCCAGCAUCCCCGAGGAGAACCCCGCUCCGCCGGGGCCCCUGCCGCUGCCUCGCCUCUCUGGGAGUGACGAGAAGUCAGAGGCCCUCCCCGCUCCACUUGAAGGAGCCCCACUCAAGAGUCCCACCCCCUUCCUCUGCCGCCUCGAUCACACCAGUCAUUUCUCAAAAGACUUCCUGAAGACGAUCUGCUACACCCCCACCUCCUCCUCCAUGAGCUCCAACCUGACCCGGAGCUCCAGCAGCGACAGCAUCCACAGCGUCCGAGGCAAGCCCGGGCUCGUGAAGCAGCGGACGCAGGAGAUCGAGACCCGCCUCCGGCUGGCGGGCCUCACCGUUUCCUCCCCGCUGAAACGCUCACACUCUCUGGCCAAGCUCGGAAGUCUCAACUUCUCGACAGAGGACCUGUCCGGUGAGGCGGACGCGUCCACCCUCGCCGACUCCCGGGACGCUAAGUUGGGCGAGUCUUCCUUCCCUUGUGAGCCCCGGGCAAACCCAAGGAACCCAGCUGCAGCCUCUCCGCCAUCAGGGAAACCCGCUUCAGAAAACUUGAGAAGCCCCUUGUGGCUGAGCAGGAGCUGA
Messenger RNA from Puma concolor (puma), 3492 nucleotides. The record is from RefSeq and is a predicted model, not a curated record. Lineage: Eukaryota; Metazoa; Chordata; Mammalia; Carnivora; Felidae.